Lingula anatina is the source of this 3755-nucleotide messenger RNA. RefSeq names its product suppressor APC domain-containing protein 2. The record is from RefSeq and is a predicted model, not a curated record. NCBI's taxonomy places the organism in Eukaryota, Metazoa, Brachiopoda, Lingulata, Lingulida, Lingulidae.
CUUUCAAAAGGUGUGCAUGUCAUGGAGUAGUAGUAGUAGGACGGGUGACGUUUUGUGGGGUUGAAAAACGUCUAAACCUGAACUGCAACAUGGAUCACCAGCCAAAAUCUACUUUAGAUGGUCUUCCUAAGCAGUUCAUUGCUUCGCUGAGAACUUUAUUCGAUAUUUUAGACGACGAUAAAACCGGUUUAGUUCGACUUGGUGAGAUAGAAACUCGGUGGAAAGAAGACGGCAUCAAAGAGCUGCCGCGGGGAGUAAUUGAAGCACUACGCAAGGUAACACCUCCUAACGGCCUGCUCACCUUUGAACGCUUUGUGGCUGGACUCAAGAUUGCCCUCUUGCGAAACAGAGGUGACCAUAAGGAUAAAGAAAACCAGGGUCCACUGAAAUCCCAAAUAAAUGGACCCAGCACAAAUAGGAGCAAUGGUCUCACGGGCCAGAGACAGAUAUUCGGAGGUCAGAAAUCUCACACUGCCUCACAGAACGAAAGAACUGCUACCGUCCGACCCAUAAACAAUGCCAUGCAACAACGUGCCCUGAGUAUGCCUCAUCUGGCAGACCCCGGGAAGGGGAGCAACUCGGACAUGGAUGAACCCACCUCGGCGCCCCUGGGACCAAGGAACGAAUGGUUCGUGCAGUCUCACAACCAAAUCCCCGAGCAGAACCGUUUCCACCACAACCCUGCAUUACCCAAGGAUAAGACUGGUAUUGUGGCCACUUUGAAAAGCUGGCAGAGAGAUAAGAUGGGUGGAACGUCAGUUGUACAGUCGGAGUUUCAGGGUAACCGGCCAGUAAGCACCAGUAAUUUACCUGAGAGCAGGGGGGCUGUGCCAGGGGCUGCAACAGUGAACAAGGAUGGGCAGGGGAGGACAUUUGAAGAUGCCAUGAUGCACAAGAGGGCCGUUCCCAAGAAGAAAGAACCCAGGAGGCACACAUUGGCCAAUGGAAUUGAUUAUAACAUGCUAAAGCGUAUGAAGCAGUUGGAGCAGGAGCGUGAUGUGUUACUACAGGGUCUGGAGGCCGUGGAUAAAGCCAGGGAAUGGUACCAUAAUCAGUUGAUAGCUGUACAGGAAAAACAGAAGUACCUGGGGAAAUCUACUGCUCAGUCUGAUUACUCCUUGGAGGCCAACCAAGAGAGGAUGAAUUUCCAGAUGGCCAGGAUAUAUGAAGUCAAUCAGCAACUCAAGGCCCUGAUUGACAGCUCAGAAAAGGGUUUUCCUCUACACAUGAACCUGGCUGUUGGUGACAGAUUGCCACGUACAACAUCUACGUCAUCUGAACAAGAACAGCAUGUGACGCAGAUGGUGAAGGCCCAGAACAGGAUGCUUACCACAGAAAUUUCUCAGAAAAGUGACAGAAUCACACAGUUGGAGAGAGAAAAGGCCAGUCUCAUACGUGAACUAUUUGAGGCAAGAUCGAAAGGAGCUAAGAAUGUCAACAGUGAAGACACCACAUUCAUGUAAUCACCCAUUUGAAGAUUAAGAACAUAAUUCGGUUUAAAAAUUGAACUACUCAGGUUGUGAACUGCAGCCGAGAAGAACUGAAUGAAAAGCAGAAAAAAACUUUAUUAGUUGUAAGAAUUUACAGUACAUUUCCUAACCCACUCUAACAUAUUUUUUGUCCAUUUUUAACAAUCAACCCUUUAAGUUCCUUUUUUUUCUGCAAAUUUGAUUUGAAAUUGAAUUUGUUACUGGUGUAAUUUUAGAUGCCAUCAAGGUGUUUUUAUGGUGCAGACUUUGUACAUUAAAUGACCGUCAUCUGAGUUUUAACUUAUUUGGAUUUUUUUUUAUAAAAGUGGGGCCAACAGUGUAAAUAUAUUAAGGCAUGAUAACUCUUAGAGAAUGUAAGUAAUAUUUUAACCAGAAAAUUAAAUAUAUGACAAGAAUUUUAUCAAAAUGCUGAUGAGAUAAUCAGCUUUUUUUGUACAAAUUUGUUCUAGUCAGCAUUGACCUGUACAAAAACUAUACAUGGCAGUAUUAUGUGUUUAUGAUAGCUGAAAUGCAGCUUAAUCAUGCACUCAUAUUGUGAAAUUACUAAAAUGCGUGAAUAAUUGUCUGAAACCAAACUUCUUCACUAUCAAUGUUUGCAAGUGGGUUAAAUAUGUAAGUUUGAGAGACUUAGUCUAGUAAUAUUAGUUAACUUGGUUAAAUAAAAAUUGUGUUGCCAAAUUUUCUUCCUUUUGUGUCAAGGGCUGAAGGAGUAAUUAAAAAUGUGCCUCACCCAUUCUCUGCAUCCAGGAUCUGAGAACUUGUAUCUUUAAAAGAGGUUUUAUAUCGAGACCCAUUGCUGCAAUUUCAAGGGUGAUCUCAUGUUUUUGUGAGUUUUAUUGGUCAUUUGAUUUUAUGCCUCAUAUUUUGAAUUGUUCUUACACUGAUUGAAAAUGAAAACAUUUUUAUUUUUAUGCUCUAAUUUGCUUCAAAUUUGACCUCUGCUUUGUAAAUACCCUGCAUCAUAUGAGGGAAAUACAAUAACUUUUAUGCAGAACAUGGUUUGUUGAACAUGUAUAAGACUGUCAUUGGCACAUUUGUACAUUUCUAGGCAUACUGCACAUCUUUUAUGACUAAUUACUGGAGACCUCAACUAUGAUAAUGGCUUUUUUGUUUUAUGCAAGCUCUGUUAUAUGCAUAUACAGAUCUUUGUUGUUUGAUUGGGUCAGGAUUUCAGAUUCAGUAUGCUAUAGGUUUGCGUCCAAAUUUAUGCAAGAUCUGUAUGUGCAUUUAAAAAGAAAAAUAAGACAUAUCAAGCCAGGACAGCCAAACUCUGUGAGAAGAGGUUGGGUGGUACAUUAUCUGAUGUGUUUAUCAUGUUGCUGCAUUUAAUCAUUUUUUUUUCAAGUACUAUGCAAUGAGAAAUAUAUCUAAAUUUUAUCAUUAUCAUUUUUCACUGAAGUUUGCAAAAUGUGCUAUAUUAGUCUCUUUAAACUUGGUCUCGAAUGGUUUGAAUCCUUGAGUGUGUGUUUGUAUUGAGGAUUGGCAGGGGUUGUGCAGUCCAUGUAAGCUUUGUUUUUCCCCCUCACAUAGUUACAUCAAAAACAAUAGCAUUCGGCCUAACAACACCCUUGUGAAAUUGGUAGCUAAGCUCCUGGCUCAUUGUGUGCGUGACUUUUUCAAAUUGGCAUGAGAUUACUGUAUUUCUUUAAAGUGAAAUUACUUCUUUAAAAAUAGUUUUUGAAUGUGACUGUGUGUACAUUGUGGUAGGAGAGAAAGGUGUUGGGCCUUGAAGCAAUGAGUUGGUACUUUUGCCUUUACUUUGAUUAAAUGAUGUGUUGAAUCCAUGAAAUCCCUCCAUGCCUGUUAAAUUGUGAUUGUUCAUGGAAUUCCAUAGGAUUUGAAUUUCCACUUUGUGAACUAUGUCAGGUGAUGUUUUAUGGGCUCAGAUAAAUUUUGUUUAUUUAAAAAUGAAUUAGGAGAAUGAUUCAUUCAGGUGCCAUUACAGUUCCUGUGAGUUUGUUUUAUUACAUAUCAUGUGAGAAUAUUUUUUAAUAAUCUGAAAUAUUUUAUUCUUUUCAUCAUAAAUUCAAAUGUCAUUGCAUAAUGAAACAUUUUGGACCAUAUUGUGUUAUGGUUGGUAAUUUUAGAAUAUUUUGAGAUGUGAAAGUAGUGUACAAAUGCAUUUUCAGUCAAACAAAGCCACAUAACUUUUCAUAAACUGAUGCAAAUUUAUUUUAGAAGUUAUAUAAGGAGAUGUUAAUAUAUAUCAUAAAGUAGUGAAAAUACUUUUAUUGCACAUUAAAAAGGUUUUUACUUACGUAACAA